This is a messenger RNA of Mucor mucedo, 1058 nucleotides long. RefSeq lists its product as uncharacterized. The record is from RefSeq and is a predicted model, not a curated record. Lineage: Eukaryota; Fungi; Mucoromycota; Mucoromycetes; Mucorales; Mucoraceae. The transcript has 5 exons. The coding region runs from base 132 to 821 and encodes 229 amino acids.
CCUCGAUCUCUUACCCCUUUCAUUUUUCUUUUCUUUUUUGUGUGCUCCUCGCCUUUCCUUUCCUUUUUUUCUUUCUUUAUCUAUCCUUGUGUUUCUUAUUCCAUUCAUUUUCAGCACGCACAUAAUCACAAAUGGGACUUGGUUUAGAGAAAUGUUGUUGCCUCAUUCCACUUAGAUUAGGUACUUUUUUCAUUGCCAUCUGGUUUUUUGCUAUAUACUUGUUUUACUCUGCAACUGGUUUUGUAGGUGUAAAUGCUAUUGUAUUCUAUUCAGGUCAAGCAGCAAGACCUUGGUACUACAUUAAUUUAUUAUUUACUGUAUUUAUUUGUGUUGGUGGUUUAUGUGGUAUUGCUGGUUCAUUGUUCGCCUCACGAAGAUUUUCGAAAGCAUUUAGUGUCAUUGUUUGGAUUAGUUGUAUUCUAUCUAUGCUAGUCUAUGUCAUCUCACUUGUAUUGAUGGCAGUAAAUUCCCAAAAUGUGAUCGAAUCAUGCAUGGUGGUGGGUUUUGUAGGUGUACAAAAUGCUCAACGAAAUAUUUCCCCGGUACGAAUCAGCGACACAGAUUUUUACUCGCCUGUCAAAUACCCAGGUUUGAUGACAGAGCAUGCUGCAAGUGAAAGUGAUUGUGCUCGUAUGCUUAAACUUUUUACGAUCUUGUUUGGCAUCAUUAUUUUUAUUGUACAAUUAGUUCAGAUUUAUUUCGCCUAUGUUGUCGGUGCCUAUGCCAAAAGACUGUCCAAUGGUGCACGCCAUCAUCGAUUGCAUGCUCAACAAAUCAAAGACUUUGAAGAAUCAAGAUACCACAUGUCUACUGUGUAUUAAACAAACAAACAAUCCCUCCUCUAGUUGUACAUACAUGAUCUCUCACCCAAUCUUAAGGCGGGGACUAAAAAUAUAUUGGUGCAUCCCACCCAUUAUACUUCCUAUUUUUGAUUCAAACAAUAAUAGACAAAAGUAAAAUCGAACCAUUUCUAAAUUACAAAAUUAAAUCUUUACGCAUAACUAAUAUAUACAAAAAUGGUUUACUUGAUGUGACAAACCAACUAAUUCUAUCUUUAA